AAAAAAUAUCUUUAUGUGGUGAUGAUGAAGGCAGUAGAGCCGUCGGAUGCGAAUCACUGUAGAUCCGGCAGCAGGGGAUCAAGCCCCAACGCUCCAAUCCUCAUCUUCCAAAAAGUAUCUAUAAUUAUGUGACUAUGGAGACGCCCCGUCGCCGACCGAAAUAAAGAACUCAAAUCGCAGAGGAAAUAAUAAUAGCAUCGGAAUCGGAGUUGAGAGCUCGAAUCUUCGGCCAUGGGAAUCGUCGAGGAGGCUCAGAAUGUGAAGAUCGUCGGCUCCGGCCAGCAGACGGUGGUUCUAGGGCACGGAUUCGGCACCGAUCAAUCGGUCUGGAAACACCUGAUUCCGCAUCUGAUCGACGAUUACAGAGUGGUUCUCUACGAUAACAUGGGCGCCGGAACCACCAAUCCCGACUAUUUCGAUUCUCUUCCAGAAGAUCGUCAUGAUCUCGCCGUCGCCGCGGUACUUGAACGACGUUGACUACUAUGGGGGGUUCGAGCAAGAGGAUCUGGAGCAACUGUUCGAGGCAAUGCAGUCAAAUUACAAGGCAUGGUGUGCGGGGUUUGCACCAUUAGCCGUUGGUGGAGACAUGGAGUCGGUGGCGGUACAGGAGUUUAGCCGGACCCUGUUCAACAUGCGGCCAGAUAUAGCCCUAAGUGUGGCCCAAACAAUCUUCCAGAGUGAUAUGAGGCACAUUUUGGGCCUUGUCACUGUCCCUUGUCACAUCAUCCAGAGCAGGAAGGACAUGGCUGUUCCGGUCGUCGUCUCCGAGUACCUCCAUCGCAACCUCGCCGCCGAAUCCAUUGUUGAGGUCAUGCACUCCGACGGCCACCUCCCCCAACUCAGUUCUCCCGAUAUCGUCGUUCCGGUCCUUCUCAAGCAUAUUCGUUAUGACAUCGCAGUCUAGCCUACUCUACUUCGUUCAUUUGUAUAUAUAUUUAUAUGGAAGAAAUUUGCUCUUUACUAAUAACGAUCAAUCUUGUCUUCACUGCUAUUAAAUGUUCGACAAUUAAGAGAGAAAUG
Momordica charantia (bitter melon) is the source of this 1020-nucleotide messenger RNA. Its product is annotated as putative esterase KAI2. NCBI's taxonomy places the organism in Eukaryota, Viridiplantae, Streptophyta, Magnoliopsida, Cucurbitales, Cucurbitaceae. The record is from RefSeq and is a predicted model, not a curated record.